This is a messenger RNA of Limulus polyphemus (Atlantic horseshoe crab), 5646 nucleotides long. RefSeq names its product SH3 domain-containing protein Dlish-like. Lineage: Eukaryota; Metazoa; Arthropoda; Merostomata; Xiphosura; Limulidae. Gene Ontology annotation, molecular function: protein binding. The transcript has 4 exons. Bases 560 to 1618 code for a protein of 352 amino acids. The record is from RefSeq and is a predicted model, not a curated record.
UCGUAGUUACUUCAAUACUUGUACUACUACUACUAGGUUAGAACUUAAAAGCCUAACCAUAAAUUAUGCUUUAAUUAAUAAAUCCUAGAUUAAGUUAGUAUGAUAUUUUAUAUAGAACUUUAAACAUACAUGCACUAAACACGAAACUUUUAAAUUUUGAAGCUGUAUUGCCUUUACUAAUAUAACUAAUACUAAUAGUAACAUUAGUAUCAUAUUGUACUUGUAGUACUAGUACUAUUAUUUUAAUAUUAUACUUGUUAGCUAGAAUACUGUUAGUAGUAGAAUACUACCUGGAUCUGCUUCUGAGCUUAUACAGAAUGAUACUUGUGGAGAAAGUCUUGGAGGACUAAUCUGUAAAAGUAGCAUAUUUAGAAAAAGACAACAUUUCAAAAUAUUUCUGUCUUUUGUCUUUAGGCUCUUGAAUGAUCUAAAAUGUGGGACAAUUUAUUCUACCCGUUGUCUUCUGAAGUGGCACUUACAAAAACAGUUUUCAUGACUGUUCAUUAUCUAAAACCAUGUUCACUGUGAAACUGCAAAUUUUAUAAUACAUAUAAAAGGCAUGGCAUUUUUAUGCCCUCUUAGAAUACGGCGAGGUAAAAGAAAGAAAGAAGGAGACAAACUGCCUUCUAGAACACCUAGUAUUGGUCGUAUCACUGGAAGUGCUAGUAUUGAAACUUUAGUUCGAGUUGGAAUAGAGAAAGAAAAUGGACUAUCUCCAGAAUCUAAGAUGGUUGUGCUUCAUGACUUUACACCUUGUGUUGAUGAUGAACUAGAAGUCAGAAGAGGUCAAGUUGUUAAUGUACUAUAUCAAGAAAAUGACUGGGUGUAUGUAAUAGCUGAGAACAGCCAGGAAGGCUUUAUUCCUCAUUCUUACUGUGCACCACAACCAGCUGAACUAGCUUUAAAUUUGAAUCAUAAAAAACUUCCAAGACAUGAAACUGAAAUUGAUCAAAAUUCAUUGAGAGGGACUCUCUAUGGUGAAAGUGGGGGACAACAUUCUGAUGCAGAAAGUUUUAGUGGCAACCAUCAGAUUAAAAAAGAUGUAAGCAGUCUUGGUUUGCAAAAAUCACAGUCAUCAUCUCAAGUGUCUUUGCCUGAUGUACACCCAUUUUUUAAAGAUCCUGCUGGAAGGUACAUUGUUCUAUAUACGUUUAUAGCUAGAGAUGAAAAUGAUGUGAGUGUUGAGUGUGGUGAGUUUGUUACAGUUUUGAAUCGUGAAGAUCCAGAUUGGUUUUGGAUUGUUCGUUCUGAUGGUCAGGAAGGUUUUGUCCCAAGUGCUUUUGUCUACCCAGCUGAUGCCAUACAAGGUCAUGUAGGGCAACAAGUUGUCAAUCCUGCAGACCAAACACAUCUUCCACAGUCUAUGAACAACAAUAAUCAUCAUCAGUCUUCUGGAGUUUCUGAAGAUCUUAGGUUUCAUGGCAGUGAACUUGUCAUGUUAUAUGACUAUAAGGCACAAGCUCCUGAUGAUCUCAGUGUACGAAGGGGAGACUGGAUUUAUGCAGACUUGAACAACCAGACAGUGGACGGUUGGCUUUGGGCCUAUGCUCCCAAGACAAGAAAGUAUGGUUUUAUUCCUAAGGCUUAUGCAAGGCCUCCUGCUAUGACAUCAUUAUAGUUUGAUUGUUAACAAUAUCAAAAUACUAUAAGCUGUGGAAAAAAUAGAACUUGUGUUUUUAUGCGUGUAUGGUUUGUAUUUAUCAAGAGACUGUGAGUACAAAAACUUUUAACAUGUACACAAACCCAUGUAUAACUUGUUUGUUAUUGAAUGUUAUUCAAUAGAGGCUUAUGAAAAAAUAAUUCCACAUACACUGUAGAUGUUUGGAGAGUGUUAGUGUAAUACUAUUUGUUUAAUAGGAAAAAACAUUUUACUGUACAUUCAUACAUUAUUUGGAAAAUAACUUGCAUAAUAAAUUGAUGUAUUUAUAAAUAUUAAUUUUAUAGUUUCCUUCUACAUUCUAUUAAAUUAUAAAAAUGAGAAACUGAGAACUGAAUAUAACUAUAGUUAAUUUAGAAAUGACUAAUCUUCUAACUUGUACCAUCUAAUGAUAUCCAAUCCAACAUUCUGCUUCAGUGCUGGUUAAAUUUUGGAAUGCUUUGACACUGCACUAUGCUGUAAAUAUUGUAGGAAAAUGAGAAGUUUACCUUUUUGUUUCUAAUUAAAAAUUUAAUCUUACAUUAACUUUCUUAACAUAUGUGUAAAAAAUGUGAUCUUUCAUGUAUAUUUAGUAAUAUAUUGAAAAAUAGUUGAAAGUGAGACUGAAAGAAUAUUAAUUCUCAAGUUGAAUUGGUACAUGAAGUAUGUGUUUUAGGAUAUUUUAUCUGUUAUUUUCACUGAUUUUAUUGGCAAACUAAUUAGGGAAAAUAGAUGUUAAUAGAAUCUUCACUUUUUUUCUAUAAUUUAUAAUCAUCAACAUGUGCCAUUAAUAGGCUUCCAGUUUUAUUUUUUCUAAUUACUCCUCUUGACAUUUGAUGUUAAAAGGAAGUUUCACUGAGGUUAUUCUUGUGUAAAUAGAGCUUACUUGUUUGAUCAGUGCACUUUUGUGCACUGAAGUAUUGUUAAAUUUAAACUGCAAAAUAUUCAAACCCUCACUAAUGUUACUCUUACUUUACAAAGUAGUCAUUUUUUUCUUUUUGUUAAUCAAUUCUACAUGUUAGUAUGUACAGAAAAUGUUCUUGUUGCUCCUACAGAUAUAACUGCGUGAAAGAAACUUGUGUAUGAUAUUUACAGAAACACAUUGGAGUAUUUUUAUCAUACACUUCAGAACAUCAUGAUAUCACAGUUAUACAUACGUGCAGUCCUACCCAAAGGAAUGAGAUGUUUUUAUUUUUCAAAACACAUAAAACUGGGAAUAGUGAUCGAAGUUUCUGACAUUUGGUACCCCGUUGUGCACACGUAUGUUUCUUCUUAUUGUGUUAUGGUUAUUCCACUGAAUGUUUUGUGUGAUAUUCCAUAUGAUCUUUAUUUUCCUGAUUUAAUUCUGACAACUGUGAUGUAGUUUACAUUGUAAUAAUACAUUUUCAUGCAGGAAUCCUGUAAUUUCAUUUGAAAUUGUCACAAAUUUAGAUCUGCUUUUUUAAACUUGUGUGAAAUAUAUAAUGUGUACUAUACAAAGAUGUUACUAAUUAUAUACAUUCCAACUUGUACAUUGUAUUUCUAUAAAGUAGCUAGUAUGUUUCUAUGUUGUUUUAGUAGUUGUACAAAGGUAUUUUUUAAUCAAAUAAGUACUUAAAGGAAUGCUAGAAUUUGGUAUUUUGUUUGAAUGUAGGAUUAUAUUUAAUAUAAAGUGUACAUGAAAGUGUCCAUUUAUUUGUUUUUAUAAAGAUGAGAUGUUUUUUGUGUGCUUUUCUUUUUCAUUUAAGUCUUUUUUUGUUCAUAGUGUGCUUAUUCAUGAACUUGAAAGUUUGUGCUUUGAUAGUGAUAGGAUGAUUUUUCUUCAAUAUGAUAAAUACCCAGAGAAGCCCAAUAGUCAAACCAUUUCUUAUUAAAGACUGAACUAACUACCAUAAGAGCAAUGUGUUAUAAUUUUAUGCAACUAAUAAUGGUAUCAGGUAUAUUCAGUACUUCUUAUACUUUGUGAAAAAUAAUACUUAUAUAACAGUUGUUUGCUUUUUUUUUUUCUUUGUUCAUGAGAAAGAAUAACAAACACAAUUUGGUUCAUUGUUAGCCUCAAUUCUGGCUUUUGUGUAUGUUAGCUUUAAAAUAUAAAAAGGGUAUAUUAGUUACAGGUUUUUCUGUUCUUGACAGUUUCCUUGAAACUCUCAUUAGAAUUCAUUUGAAAAUAAAUUACAUACUUUAAGAAUAAGCAUGUAGAAAAAAUAUAUAUAUAUUUCAAACAUAAAACAAUCCUAUUAACUUUAUAUUGUUAAACAAAAAUCUUAUAAAUUAAAGUUCAGUCAUUUUACAAGAUGUUGAUGCUAUAAAAGGGCAUUUUUUGUAAUAUUUAAAAAAAUCUUUUAUUGGACUGGAUAUAGAUCAGUUUCACCAUAGGUUGGGUUUUAUAUCAACUAAGUUUUCACAUGUUGGUAUUAUUUUGUUUGUGCUUUUGUCAAACAUGUAAAAUUAAGGACUUCAUAAUAAAUCCUGCUGUUAAAUGUAUAGUGGACUGCCAGUCAGUUAUGUCAGCAGUUCAAUUUUUCUUCAUUUGAUCAAGUUUGUGCUCUCUUAAAAUAUAUUAGAUACAUAUUAAACUCAAAAUAUUUCAAAACUUCAUAUCUUUUGCAACAUAUGUGAAACAUGUGAGAGGAAUGGUGUUGAACAACUGAAAAAGCAGUCCUAACAUAAAUGUCUGAACACAGUGACUAAAAAUAAAACUUAAAUGUAUUGCCUGUAUUUUUAACUUCACUUUCAAAGUCUCAGAAAUUUUGUUUUGUUUUCAAUGCAGAUUAGUGUCUUUUUGCUCUCUGAAAGGAACUACUAUUUGUUGUAACAUGAUUGCUUUAUUAAUUGCUGGCACCUUUAAGCAGUGGAAGUGACUGAAACAACUGUUAUAUAUAUACAAUUUUGUGUAAUAUUGCAGAUAUGUAGGUUUACAAAGUUUCAGUUGGAGUACCAAUUUUUAUUGUAUCAGACUGUCAUUUGUGUUCAAUAGUUUGAGAAGCAUAGUAGCUUCUGUUUUUGUAUUUGGUUCAUAACUGUUGUUAGUAAUGAUAAUGCAAAAUAACAUACAAUGCUUUAUCAGAUUCAUAUGUUCCUCUGUAAAAUACUGUUUAAAUUCAUGCUGAGUCGGUAUGUUUUAAAAAUGUAUGAGAUUAAAAACAGAUUAUCAUUGUUAUUAUAUAACUAUAUAUAUUGUUAUUAAUUUUCAUGCUGUAAAGGAUUUGUUGCUACACUUUAAGGAAUAUAUUUUGUGAAUAUUUAAGAAAUGAAAAUAUAUUAUCAAAAAAUUUUCCGUAUAAAAACUAGUUUAGCAAAGAAUCCACAUAUCAUGAAAAUUUGACAAACUGUACUAGGAUACACAAUUUAGAAUUUUCUUUAUAAAUUCUGAGGUUGUAAGAGAAACAAAAAAAAGUACAAUCAUGUAAACAAAGAGUGUCAGAUUAAUACAUCAUCACAUAUAAUUGAGAUCUGUUUGAACCUGUAAGCUUUCAAAAACUUUUAAGAGCAUUUUCAACAGAUGGAAUACUUGACUGAACUAGUAGAAGAUUCUUUUGGAAUGUUUGUUUGCUUAUUGAGUGGGGUACAUGUAUUCUGCCUAAUGAACAUGUGAAGUAUUAAUUUUUUUUUUACCUGAAAUUUGUGAAAUAGUUAUUCUAUUAUUUAUGUAAUUAAUGCUGGGUUAUCAAUGUUUCCAAAUUAUAUAAGUCUUUGUAUCGCAUUAAUAUGUUCUAUGUAGAUUUUACUUCCAUCAAAUUACUGAGCUCUUGUUUGGUAUAGAUAAGAAAUUAUUCUAAUGUGUUGUUUUUUAUUGGAGAGUGCAAACUUAUAGCAUUUAGUAAAUGAUUAGUCACUCUCUCCUAAGAAAGUAUGAUAAUUUAAUAUCUUAGUAGUUUUAUACCUCAACUGGAAUAAAAUUUACAUUCAUAAAACAUGGUCUUUUGGCUGCUACAAGAUAAACUAUCAAACAACUUGUUACAUUCCAGAUUUUUGACAUACACAUAUAUAUACUGUAUAUAUAUAUAUUAUUUUUUUUUUAAGUGGUUUGU